CCUUUUUUUAUUUUCUUCAUUAUGGAUUACGAGGCGUAUUUUCAGAAGCAAUUGGAAAUCUUUCAUUACCAUUUGCGAUCUGAUUAUGGGCUUUUCAUAAGAGUGGCAACUUGCAUUGCCUUUGGUGCGCUUUGCGGCUGGUUCAUGGGCUUCGUCACUUGGAUCGUUUAUAAGCUAGCCGUGCGGCUGGGCGGUGUGCCAUUGACACACUACCGAUAUCCCGAGGAUGAUGACUUGGAGCUGGAGGAUGAAUGCGACUGCGAAUGCAAAAUGAAAAACUCUAAAGUUUGCCAGCACGUUUAGUGCAUGCAUAAUAAUUUAUAAACUCAAACAUAUGAUGUAGUUAUCAUACCAUAUAAUAAUCAAAUAAACAGGUUUUGCAAGUCCCCACCAUUAAGCUUCUUUACCGUAUGCCAUUCAAAAGCCAAAAGCCGUACAACACCCCUCCACCCCGCACUUCAUUAGCAUCGAUAUGGGCAAAAUCAGUGCACAGGGAAGUCUAGCAAUUGCCUGUUGUAAAUAUGCACAGAGAAAACAUAACUCCGCAGCGAAAAAAAUGGCAAAAAGUAAAUAAAGUAAUAUUUGUCAUGCUCAAAUAGACAACAAGGAGCGGUAGCUGUCGUCGUUCGUGGAAAAAAAGGGAAAGAAGAGUAGCAGCUCAAUAUAAAAAAUUAUUAUAGAAAUCGUUAAAAAAAGCUUGAUAUCUAUCAAAAAGCAUCGGUAACUGGAAGUGCACUUGGGAAUGCAGUGAGGCGGUGUGCUGAAAAGGGACCUGCCAUCGUUUGCUCUUCUUUGCCUUAAAUAUUUACGGGGAAGCAAAGUGCAUUGACAUCGCCGACUUAUUCUGUAUUCAUUGACUGCCUUUAAUGUUAAAAAAAAGCUGUACAAAAAUUACAACUAAGAGAAAAAUGUGAAUUUUUCUUCCAUGCAAGCUUAGUCUCCACACAAGUUACAUUUAAAUUAAACAGACAUUAUUUCUUGAAUUCUUUAAAAAGUACUGACUA
This is a messenger RNA of Scaptodrosophila lebanonensis, 1004 nucleotides long. RefSeq lists its product as uncharacterized. The record is from RefSeq and is a predicted model, not a curated record. Lineage: Eukaryota; Metazoa; Arthropoda; Insecta; Diptera; Drosophilidae. The transcript is spliced from 3 exons. The coding region runs from base 22 to 303 and encodes 93 amino acids.